GUGCCCGGAUCCUCAUCACCAGCUCAGUGGCUGAUGCCGAGUCCCUCUCCACUUGUGAGGUUUUUCAGAAUAUCCUGCAGAGUCAUCUGCACGUCGAGUGUGCAGUGGUGCACAACUCGCUUCAGAUGGUCCGCUGGAAGCGUUGGGCCUACUACUUCGUGGUGCUCUUCUUCCGAGGCAUGCUCCGUGAUCCUCUGUUCGCAGAGAUUCUGGACUCGGUGUUUCACGCCCCUGGAAGGAGCCUGGAGGUCGUCACCGUCUUGGCGGACCCCCACUUCGACUUCCGCUCAGCUGAGUCGUAUGCCUAUGAGGGCAUGUUCCGAGAUGAGGACCAUUUCAGUGCGCGGACCAACAUACAGCGGCUUGCCAAGGCCUUCCGGACGCUCCUGAUGAUCGUUGCUCUGCCCUUCACUCCUGUCGAUUCUUUCGGCCUGCAGAAGAAGCAG
Symbiodinium sp. CCMP2456 is the source of this 446-nucleotide messenger RNA. The record is from the annotation of a GenBank genome assembly. NCBI's taxonomy places the organism in Eukaryota, Dinophyceae, Suessiales, Symbiodiniaceae.